CUGCGAUUUCAGCGCGUACGAUACGGGUUUUGGGGGCACGCGCCUAGGGAGGGGUAUCGGGGGGGGGAGCUAUCCCUGUACGUAGGCUGAGUGAGCGGACGGAUUGGUCGACGGCGACGCGGUGCAAACAUAACUCUGGAAUGGCCCUCGGCGGCGCCCGGCGGCCAGAUCGGCGGCCCAGUUGGGAGUACUUAGAACCCGACGCGCGCGCGGAUCUCCGCCUUGACGGCCGCGUCGCCGACCUGGCGGGGGCUCCCCGGCGGCGCCGCGUCCUCGGAAAAGUAGGCGCCGUCGCCGAAGAACGGCGUCAGGGAGCGCAUCAGCGCGCCGCCGUGCUUGAGCGAGUACUCCAGGAUGAAGGAGGCCAGCUUGAGCGUGACCGGCGGCGGCAGCUUCGGGACGAGCGAGAGGCCGAACAGCAACCGGGCGGCCCGGCUCUCGUGGUGGUGGUUCCCGGGCAGUCCGCGCCAGCCCGCCAGGAACCCGCCCCAGACCUCCUCGUCCAGCGCGAAGAAGCCGGCGAACCAGCCCCGCAGCGCCUCCGCGUCGAGCGUCAUGAGGAACUCGCCCCCGAACAGGGCGAACUCGCGCUGCAGGGACGCCUGCCGCGACCAGACCGCGGCGUACGCCGCCCGCGCGGCGCGGUCCGGGUCGGGACUCUGCCGCAGGGCGCGCCCGAGCGCCCCCGACAGGUGCGGCGCCGCCGCGAGCGCGCGGCAGAGCUGGUAGCCCGUCGCCGGGUGCACGAGCGCCGCGGCGGCCCCGAACGCGACGACGCGCUGCCGCGGGUCCGGUCGCGGCCCGCCCAUCGGGAUGUAGCACAGCUCCGGCGGCUCGUCCGCGCAGACCUCGACGACGUCUAUCCCGAGGUGCGCCAGCCUCAACUUCAGCCGCCGCUCGCACUCCGCGAGCGUCACCGCCGGCCGCGCCACGAGCGACGUCUCCUCGAAGAAGACGCGCCGCGGCCCGCCGCCGUCGGUCCCCAGCGGCAUGGCGUAGAGGAACGUGGGCGGGGCCCGCUGCUCGGCCGCGGGCAGGUGGUCCGUCCGGUAGUCGAAGAGCAGCAUCGCGUCGUCCGCGUAGGGCCCCAGGUCGCGCACGAGGCACUCGACGCCGUACGCGACCUGAAAGCCCGGCGGGGGGAUGGGGGCGCCGACGUCGGGCCCGCGCCGCGUCGUGAGCCGCGACUCGGCGCCCGUGCAGUCGACGACGACCGUGCACCGCAGGCUGGACCCGCUCUGGAGGUGGAGCGUCGUGCCCGCCGCGUCGUGCGCCACGCCAUCUACCACGUUCGCGCACCAGUCGCCGCCCGGACCGAUCUCGAGGUUCUCCCGCACCUCGACCACGCCCGCGUCCGCCGCGCGGCGCCGGAGCCGCUCUUUGAGCGUCGCCCGGUCCACGCGGCAGUACGCUCGCUGCAAGGUCGUGCGCUCGUCCGGGGGCGCGCCCCAGGACCCCCCGAAGAAGCAGUCCGUGCGCGGCCACGUCGCGUCGACGCACCCGCGCAGCUCGAGCUCGGGCAGCGACUCGCUCAGCGCGUGCCACUCGGCCUCCCACACGCCGUAGUUGUUGGGCCACGGCUUGUCGAGGUUCGCGUCGACGAGAGCCACGCGCAGACCCUCGCGCUCCGCCAGCAGCCACGCCACGACGGAGCCCGCCGGACCCGCGCCUAUCACGGCACAGUCGUAUCCGCGCGCGGCCGCCGUGGUGUCGUCGUCGCCGCCGCCGGCGCGCAGCGCGGUUACUGCAUCUGCGCGCGCGACGGCCGGCCGCGAUCUACAGCUCGCGAGCGCCGGCGUCCUCACCCUCAGUGCUGGCUGCAAGGCAGAGGCGACGGCCAAGAAGGCGGGGGCGACGCCGCCUACCAAGCGGCGCGGUCGCGCCAUUCUUGUACCUGCAGUGAUUUGCCGCACUUUUUUUUUUAGUGCCGCACUGCCACACACUGCUCCAAGCUCAAGCUCUGUGCGGUACUGCGGUACC
Pelagomonas calceolata is the source of this 1980-nucleotide messenger RNA. NCBI's taxonomy places the organism in Eukaryota, Pelagophyceae, Pelagomonadales, Pelagomonadaceae. The record is from the annotation of a GenBank genome assembly.